GUGAAAGACGCCGUUAAUGGCGGAAUGCUUGGCCUAGUUAGGAAGUGAGAUGUAACUGGAAAAAGUUUGACAUAACUCCCUCUUCACAAUGAGCAGCCAUCGCCCCCAUCCACAGCGUCAACGUCGGCGGAAACAGCGUCACGAAGACACUGUGGUGGCGUACCAUGAGUACCUACAGGCGUUGAUCAGGGAUCGGUUGAAUGCUGUCAACCUGGGCCCCGCUAAAGUGCCCUUUCGGAUAGCCAUGGUUCUGUACAUUUGGGGUCUGGCUUGUUGUAUUGUUGGGAUAUUGGUCAUAAGUCUGCGUCACAGACAUCUCUACCUGACGGGCGUGUGGACAAGAUUUGUUGGACCGCUUUUUAUUAUUUUCUUUCUUCUCAGUUUUGGUGCUGCUACGUACUUUCUUAACCGGGCCAAGCAGAUAUCUAAUAAAUACCGUAGAGACCUUAGGUUUCAACCACUUGGACAGUAUGGUGUUAAAGUUGUUCACAUUACACGAUUACCCCAUGAGAAAAUUCUCAGAGAAGAGUACAAGACUGGAUCCACCCCACAUGUCACUGCCAAAGCUCCUAGACAGAUGAGAUCCUAUCCACACAGGUAUGGUCAAUCUAAUAGAGGAUAUGCACCAGAGAAUGGACAAGGUGAUUAUGGCCGUGAGUAUGGCCGUGAGUAUGGCCAUGAAUAUGGCAGCAAAGGCUAUGGUCGUGAGUAUGGAAGCUCACAGGCAGGCUAUGGCCAACGCCACCGGGAGCCACGGCCUGCAGGACCCCCUGAUGUCAUACCUGGUAGACCUCGUCAGUACAAGUCCAGAGUUGUGAUACAGCAGGAUCAGCCACCUCGUUCUCACAGAGGCCACCCUCCAGAGGAUGAUAGCUCAGUAUGAUCAAGCCUCGUAUCAUCCAAUCAUCAUACAAACAGCUAUCAACUUUAUGUUAGUCAAGAUAAAAUCAUGUUCAACUCUUUCACUUCUCGUAGGGAUGAUCUUCAGUUCGAAAGUAUAUGUGUAAGAGAGGAUGAUGUGUGCAGAUUUUUCACAACCUGUUGUAAGCAGGAGUGCAGUGAGAGAAUACAUAGUAUCAAUCUUCAUCAUCCCACAUUAGCCAAAUACCCUGUUUGUCAGCGUAGAAAAGAUAUGGACAUCUAUUCCAAGAGAGACUCUGAAACUAAAACAAAUAUAACUUCCUGAAUUUAGUGUCUUUACAGAAGACUAGUUUGCAUCUGUAGGCCUAUCUGC
Molecule: messenger RNA, 1234 nt
Organism: Liolophura sinensis
Lineage: Eukaryota; Metazoa; Mollusca; Polyplacophora; Chitonida; Chitonidae
Exons: 5
Coding region: 89-883 (264 amino acids)
Source: RefSeq, a predicted model, not a curated record